Molecule: messenger RNA, 1447 nt
Organism: Papilio xuthus (Asian swallowtail)
Lineage: Eukaryota; Metazoa; Arthropoda; Insecta; Lepidoptera; Papilionidae
Product: androgen-dependent TFPI-regulating protein
Exons: 4
Coding region: 253-834 (193 amino acids)
Cellular component (GO): endomembrane system; membrane
Source: RefSeq, a predicted model, not a curated record
UUGCGAUGUUUUACCUUAAAAACAUUUUGUCGCAACGUUCGUCGCAAGGUAAACAUUUAAACAGUCGUUUUACCGUUUCAUACGCAUUGAGAUCAGGACGCGGGACAAUAACCAAUAGGAUGAUUUUAAAUAUGUCUAUAAGAAAAAAGGUCGUGGCACACAACUAAUCCCUUUUACUACCAUGGCGUCGUUUGCUACUUUACUGUUACCUAAUAAGUUAUUUUGAAAGAGGGGACGGAGUUUGUUUCCUGCAUGAAACUGGGAAAUUUUUCUAUGAUAGCAUUGGCGUACUUUCCCAUCUGCAUAUAUUGUGACUGGAAGGAACGGCGCGGCAUGUGGCAUAUUCAACACGUAGCCUCGAUCCGCCAGCUCAAAGACUACGUUAUGACCAGCAUACUCUUCCCAACGACAAUGUUCGCUGACCUUAUGUUCUGGCGCAUUUGGCACAAGGACUUGAGCCUGAUAGCGCCGCUGAGGAUAUUCACUUACUUGCCCUAUUGGGCACAGCACUCCCUGCAUACAGUCUCCAUGCUCAUCAUGCUACUGGAUCUGCUCCUCGUGCCGAGACGUAGACCGAACAAUCUCAAACCUGGGAUUUGCCUUAUGAUGGCAUUUAUGUUAACAUACAUGGCGAUGUGCGGCAUCAGUUUUCUAAACGGUGAAGUUGUUUACUCAGUGUUCCAAAUAUUUGAUUCAUUCAAACUGUUUUUGUUAGCGAUAAUGGUAAUAUUAGAAUGUUUGUUUUUCUAUUUGGUGCAGUGGUACAUAGUUGAUUUUGUGUGGUGUCCACAAAGCUACGAUGGCACAAAUGGAAAGAAACUAAAGGCUCAGUGAAGAGUUAUCCAAAUUGGGUUUUAUGACAGUAGAGAACGCCAACGCCUGACCUGCGUCAUGUCAUGCCAAUCGAUUACUCAGAGAUACACGAAAUGAUUUCUAGUACUUAUAAAAAUGCAAGGGACAGAAUCAAUGAUGGAAUACCGUUUUAUGCUUUAUCGAUGUCCAAGUUGAGAGAUUAAUUGAUAAGUAAUAUUAUCAUUAUUUUAGUAACUCGCACAGAUAUGCAUAUUUGCACAGAUACGCCAAAGUCUGCUUGUUAUCGGCGACCUAAUGCUACAUUUCUUUUUCGAUUUGUGAACGCUCAAAUUUAUUUACCGUCAUACCGAGUCUUCCUGCCAUAGAUGAACAUUGUGAAAAAACAUUGAGUGAUAUUGUGUUGAAUUAUUAGUGUAUGUAUGUAAUUUUUACCUAAGAUAUAAAGUUAUAUAAUUUUUUUUUUAGACAUGGAUUAAUUUUAUCUUGAUAGGUUUGCAAUUUGUUAUCGCGGUCGAUUACAAAUUAUGACGCUUGUAAUGAUAAUCUCAAAUAAACUAAUUUUAAGCAAUGUCGCCUUGUUUCUACUGAAUUACAUUUAGAUGUAAUAGAAAUAUUAAAUACUGUAAACGCCUUA